Cottoperca gobio is the source of this 4147-nucleotide messenger RNA. Its product is annotated as atrial natriuretic peptide receptor 1-like. Gene Ontology annotation, biological process: intracellular signal transduction; receptor guanylyl cyclase signaling pathway; protein phosphorylation. Gene Ontology annotation, molecular function: protein kinase activity; peptide receptor activity; adenylate cyclase activity. The record is from RefSeq and is a predicted model, not a curated record. Lineage: Eukaryota; Metazoa; Chordata; Actinopteri; Perciformes; Bovichtidae. Gene Ontology annotation, cellular component: plasma membrane.
CACACUAACAGCAACACACUUUAUUUCACCUGCGGAUGGAUUUAAAAAGACGAAUCAAGUGGAGCCGAACAUUCACCUGGAGGACAUGAAUCCGCCGUGAACUCCUCCGCGUGAUGUUUAUGACUCUGACCGGAUUAAUGACCAGUUUGGCGUUAACAUCUCACUCCCGGAGGAUAAUGUGGAUUAUUACCUUUUCCACUUUAAACCUAUUUUGAAGCACGUUCGUGAAGGGGACGCCGGUGUUUACAUUUGACAGGUGAACACGUUGAACUUGACGGGGAUAAAUACUUGGACUACCUGCUGGUGCUGGAGGAUGGCCUGUUGGAAGGAGGGCGCCGCUCUCCUGCUGGUUCUGCUGAUUCUGCUCGACCUACAGCCGGUCACCGGGCGAUUGUCUCGCCACCGCAGCUUGAGACGUCAAACUAGAGGGUACCACAAACACCGGGCGCCCCAGAACAUCACGCUGGCCGUCAUUUUACCACAGAACAACACGGACUACCCGUGGGCUUGGCCUCGCAUCGGCCCCGCCCUGGAGAGAGCCGUCAAAACCGUCAACGCCGACCCCACGCUGCUCCCCGACCACCACCUCAUCUACGUUUUCAAGAGCAGCGAAGACGAGAACGGCAUCUGCUCCGAGUCCAUUGCCCCGCUCAUGGCCGUGGACCUUAAAUUUGCGUACGACCCGUGGGCUUUCAUCGGGCCCGGCUGCUCCUACGCCUCCUCCCCAGUCGGCCUCUUCACCACCCACUGGGACGUUCCCAUGGUUACAGCGGGCGCCCCCGCCGUCGCCUUUUACGGCGGAGUCUACUCGUCCAUCACCAACACGGGCCCCACCCACAAGAAGCUCGGGAAGUUUGCCCUGCGGAUCUGCGAGCACUUUGGGUGGCGGGAGCACGUGAUGCUCAUGUUCAGUGACAGCAAACAGGGCGAUCGGCCAUGUUACUUUGCCGUGGAGGGAUUGUACACGGAGCUGAAGAGCAUCAACAUCACGCUGGUGGACCGAGUGUUUGAGGAGAACAAGCUGCCGGUCAACUACUCGCAGAUCCUCUCCGACAUUCAGAACGACGGCCGAGUGAUGUUUGUCUGCUGCUCUCCCGACAUCUUCAGGAAGUUGAUGGUCGAGUUCCGGCAGGCAGAUCUUCCUCACGAGCAGUACGUCUUCUUCUACAUCGACGUGUUCGGAGACAGUCUGAAAUCCACACACGGACAGCCGUGGGCCCGCGGGGACGAGGACGAUGCCGUCGCCAGAGACGCCUUCCAGAGCGUGAAGAUCCUGACGUACCGAGAGCCUCAGAACCCCGAAUACAGAGCGUUUGUGAACAACCUGAAGACUGACGCCAGGAACAUGUUCAACUACACCAUCGAGGACUCCCUGAUGAACAUCAUCGCCGGAGGAUUCUACGACGGUUUGAUGCUCUACACUCACGCUCUGAACGAGACCAUGUCGCUGUCCGCCGGCCGGCCUCCGGGGAAAGUCGUCACCCAGAAGAUGUGGAAUCGAACGUUCCUCGGUGUGACGGGACUCGUCCACCUGGACGAGAACGGAGACAGAGAGACGGACUUCGCUCUGUGGGACAUGAUCGACACCAACACCAGCGCCUUCCAGGGCAUGCUGUUCCUCCACAACAGCGUCAUCCUCUCUCACGGGAAACUCAAGUCGUCCAACUGUGUCGUGGACAACCGCUUCGUCCUGAAGAUCACAGACUACGGUUUGUCCAGCUUUCGUACUGAGAGCGACGCAGGAAAAGACGCUCACGCCUACUACGCCCAGAGGCUGUGGAUGGCGUCAGAGCUGCUCAGGAUGGAGACUCCUCCUCCUCAGGGAACUCAGAAAGGAGACGUCUACAGCUUCGGCAUCGUUCUCCAGGAGGUGGCGCUGCGCCGAGGAGCCUUUUACCUGGAGGGAGAGCCACUCAGCCCUAAAGAGAUCGUGGACCGGGUGGUUCUGGGCGAGUGGCCAUGCCUCAGACCGACCAUCGACCCCCAGAGUCACAGCCCUGAGCUGGGUCAGCUGAUGCAGCGCUGCUGGGGCGAGGAGCCGACGGAGAGACCAGAGUUCAACCACAUCCGGCUGCUGCUGCGCAAACAGAACAAGGAGUCGAGGACCAACAUCCUGGACAACCUGCUGUCCCGUAUGGAGCAGUAUGCCAACAACCUGGAGGAGCUGGUGGAGGAACGAACACAAGCGUACCACGAAGAGAAACGCAAAGCUGAAGCACUGCUGUACCAAAUACUACCACAUUCCGUAGCGGAGCAGUUGAAGCGAGGUGAGACGGUUCAGGCCGAGGCCUUUGACUCGGUCACCAUCUACUUCAGUGACAUCGUGGGUUUCACAGCGAUCUCUGCAGAGAGCACGCCGCUACAGGUGGUGACUCUGCUCAACGACCUCUACACCUGUUUCGAUGCCAUCAUCGACAACUUUGAUGUUUACAAGGUGGAGACCAUCGGCGACGCCUACAUGGUGGUGUCGGGACUGCCGGUGAGGAACGGGAAGCUGCACGGCAGAGAGAUCGCCCGCAUGGCGCUCGCCCUGCUGGACGCCGUCCGAACCUUCAAGAUCUGCCACCGAUCAGAACAGCAGCUGAAACUGAGGAUAGGGAUCCACAGCGGUCCGGUGUGUGCAGGAGUGGUGGGUCUGAAGAUGCCACGUUACUGUCUGUUCGGCGACACCGUCAACACGUCGUCGCGCAUGGAGUCCAGUGGUGAAGCGCUGAAGAUCCACGUGUCGGCGGCGACUCACGACGUCCUGCUGGAGUUCAACUGCUUCCAGCUGGAGCGGAGAGGAGAGAUCGACGUGAAGGGCAAAGGCAAGAUGACCACCUAUUGGCUGCUGGGAGAGAGCGACAGCCAAUGACGAAACACCGUGGACGAGGAGGACGACGGGGGAAAGGAAAGAAGGAGCGAAUUAAAGGCAGGAAGUAGAGAUGUCCUCGUCGUCCCGCCACAGGACUCGUCUCCUCCUGGUUGUUUCUCAUUGGUUGAUUCAGACUUCACAACGCGGAGGGAAACCCUGAGGGAGAAGUGAAGAAGAACUCGUGGAGCGAUGGAGCAGAGAGAUGCGAAGAUGAAGAACUUUCCACUGCGGGUUCGUCUGCUGCAGGUUUUACGUCAAACCUUCGCGCUCCACUCGACAGGAUCAGGGGGAGAGUGUAUUUUCGGAGCGACGGCCGUUUGUUUCUACGGUGAGGACCUGUCGGACUAACGGGCUUUCAGAAUAAUGGCUUGUCUCCAAGUUAGCGUCGAGCGCCACUUCACUAAAGUCCAUCGCAACUUUUCACGGGACUUUCCAGCUGAACUAACAAAGCCCUUCGCCGAUGGCGGGAUUGUAAAAGAUGCGAUGAGUGCGGUGGCUGAAACGUUAUUAAAGCACCGUAAAUGUAGGACAGGAACUGUGUCUGCUAUUACAGAUGUACCACCUGUACGGAAGCCCUGAAUGGCCACGGCUGGAACAUUUUAUUAAGUGAUCAUACGUUCUUCUCAUUAUUCAUGUAAUUAUCUUAAAAUAACAAAUGUUGUUUUCCCGAGAUAACAGGAUCAUGACAUAAUUAAUAUGAUAUCAUAAAUUAAACGUAAUAUGCCUUUAUCUCGUUAUCUCUGGAAAACAACAUUUGUUAUUUCAAGACAAAUACAUGAAUAACUAAAUGUAAUUGUUAAAUUAAUACAAUGUUUGAACAAUGGCCGUUUAGGGUUUCCAUACUUGCAGAUUCAGAUUAAUAAUAACAAAUAAAAUAUGAUUCAUUAUACGUUAAGAUAAGGAGGAACAUUCCCACGCCAGCAGUGUAUCACAUAGUUAAAAACAGCCAAAAUCAAAAAGAUAUAUGUAUUAAAAUGUUUGAACCAUGGCCGUUUAAGGCUUCUGUAACUUGGUACUAUGAGAAGCUUUCGGCCAUUUUCAUUUUGUCAAAUGAUCUCAGAGGAGAAAGGUUUGGAGAGCCCUGCUCUAAAGAGACAUCACAGCUGCUCAUCUAUAACCUGCUAUCGUUUCUACAGCGUCAGACUCUGUUAGUUUUGUGCUGUCCAUCACUUUGAAAUAGUUUGUAUCUUGUUUUCCUGUCGGUGUUGCACCUCCCUGCAUUAGGCUAAAGGUUAGCUUCACCAGCAGCGUGUGUUUGUUUGUACUGAAUAAAGUUGUGGAUUGCAGGCUGCA